AUCGCUGUUGAACCCAUGGCCAACAUGGCGCAGCAAUGUUCAGCACACCCCGACCUGCGCCCUCUCGCGCAGCACUUAAACGACUAUAUCAGCUCGCUUACAUAUCCUCUGGAACCGUUGUGGGGCUUGCGACACUAUGCGCGGAGGAGCGUCGCAGACGAACCAACUAUGUUCAGACGAUAGCAGACAAUGCGAAGCGGCUACGACAGAGUCCGAAGCAUGUAAGCAAUGCCGCAAGAACAGUGCAGGAAUCAGGCCCUGGACAAGCGAGUGGAAGUUCCAGAUCGGGAAACAGGACACAGAACUUUACGCUGGAUGAAAUCAACGAAUUCGAUGGACGGUCAGUACGGGGCCCAGAGCUCCCUUCGUUCGUAGGCAGCGCAUAUACGCAGCUCACCGCGCAUGAGCUGGAUCGAUCGGCGAAGCGUCGCGAACGAAGUGCGCGGACAUUGUCGAUUCGAAGAUCCAGAGGUGUCAAAUCGCCAUCUCCAGAAGCAUCGAGGUCCGAACCGGCAUCGUCCACCAGAUCUGGAAAUCAAGAGGAGGAAUCUGCUGCGUCUUGGGAGACACGUUCGCUGCAAAGUAGUAGCUUGAGUCGGCGGGCUUCAACUGCGAAAGUCG
This is a messenger RNA of Zymoseptoria tritici IPO323, 621 nucleotides long. RefSeq lists its product as uncharacterized. The record is from RefSeq and is a predicted model, not a curated record. The transcript has a single exon. NCBI's taxonomy places the organism in Eukaryota, Fungi, Ascomycota, Dothideomycetes, Mycosphaerellales, Mycosphaerellaceae. The annotation marks the transcript as partial.